AUGCACUCUCCUGCCAGUCCCAAAAUCCUAUACAGGAACCCCCGGUUCCUCCGGUUAGCUUUUGUGCAGCUUCAUCACCAGCAGCAGAGUGGUGUGUUCUGUGAUGUCCUUCUGCAGGCAGAAGGUGAAGAAGUCCCAGCCCAUUGCUGCAUCUUGUCUGCCUGCAGCCCCUUUUUCACAGAGCGCCUGGAGCGGGAGAGGCCAGCUCAGGGUCAGAAGGUAGUGCUACAGUUGGGUGGUCUGAAGAUCAGGACACUUAGGAAGCUGGUGGAAUUCCUGUAUACCUCAGAGAUAGAAGUAUCUCGAGAAGAAGCACAGGAAGUGCUUUCUGCUGCUCGUCAGCUCCGUGUUUCUGAGCUAGAAUCCCUUCAGCUAGAGGGUGGAAAAUUGGUGAAGGCCCUGCAGGGCCGAAGACUGAACCGAGAGUGUUUACAGCCACCAAGUGCUACAUCAAUCUCUGCCAGAGUAGUGGCACCCAGCUGCAGCCCUCAAUCUCCACCGCCUGCUACCCACACUCCCUGUCCUCCUAGGGCAGUAAGAUGGGAGUCCUCAGGGAAGGAGGAGGGGCCCCAUGAAAAGAGCAACCAACAAAAUGCAGAGAACCUAUCUGGCACACUUCAGCUCAAGAGGAAGGCCAGAGCCUGUGCCACUCCACAAGAAAAAAGCCCUUCACCAUCAAGCCACGGUCAGGGGCCUAAGGAGAACGAGAAUGACCCUGCUCUUGGUCUUACAGCACUUUCCCCACCCAGCUUUUUCCCCCCUGUGGAUGAGCAACUACUGCCCAGAAAGAUCAGACUAAGUCGAGCAAGGCCGUCUUCUGAUAUCUGUACAUCAAAGCCUUCCAGCAUUUUAAGCAUAUCCAGCUCAGUGCCUGUAGGCCCUGGCCGGCGCCUUUGGCGACAGAGGAGUAUAAAUAAAGCACCAGAGGACAAGAAACCAGGGAGAGCUAUUCCUCUACAGAGGACUCCAAGCCCUUCUGGUCUUGGGAAGACAGGUGGGAGCAGGAAGCAGAGCUACAAAGUCAGGGCAUCUAACUCAGACUCUGCAGAGGAGGGGCAGGUUGGAAGAGUGAAACUUCGGAAGAUUGUCAAUGGGACCUGCUGGGAGGUAGUGCAAGACAUUCCCCAGAUCUCAGCUCCUGGAGGAGACUUCAAAGAGCCUUCAGGGAUUCAGCCAUCUUCAGUAAACGAGCAGGGAAUGUCAUCUGCUAGAAUAGAACUGUGUCAGGACUCCUCCCUGUCCUCAAGGCUACAAGACAUUCUGCUCUCUAGUAGCCACACCCCAGACCACCCAGUGGUGAAAUCCAAGUUUAGGUCCAGUCCAGAGUUGGUAGGGAAGGAACCAGUAUUGGAUACUGACUGCAGAAAGCCCUAUGCAUUUGACACAGCCCUAUUGGGGCAGCCCUGUGAAGCUGAGGAGUACCGAAUCACAAGUAGUGCUGCUACCAGUGAACUGGAGGAGAUCCUGGACUUCAUGCUCUGUGGCUCAGACAUGGAACCACCUAUAGGGUCUCUGGAGAGUCCAGGAUCUGAGGGUUAUAGAACCCCUAGUUAUCACCCAACAGAAACAGGAAAGAACUGGAUUGAAGGGGAAGAAUGGUGUUUGCCAGAUGUGGAACUCUGGGCCAGGGAGCUCACAGGAUUAGAAAAGGAAGCUAUUGGUGAGAACAAAGGGCCAGUUGAGCCCCUUAGCCCCUUUGUUAUGCCCUCUGAGAUAAAUGAAGUGCUUUCGGUGGGAGGCUCUUGGACUGCAGACAUUGAAAUGACCAACUCCCAGUCCCUGAAUGGUCAGGGAGACAAACUUCUCCCCAUCGACUCUGACUCCCUUGACCCUCCCCAGAGGUCUUAUGGGGACCUCUCACCUCUCUGCUCAAACUGGGUGGAGACUGGGCUAGAAGUGUCCCUACCUGUGGAAGAGGUAUUAUGCCCUGCUCCAGAGACAAAUGAGGAGAUACCUGGUAGCUCUGAACUACUGGGUCCACCUCCUGUCAGCUCUGAAGAGGAAGAGAUUGAUGUGGUAGACUGGACAGCAGAGGGCAAGUUGGUACCCACUGGUAUUCCCUCCGUAUGGCCUGACCCUUCCUCAGAGUCAGAAACAGAGGUAGAUAUACUAACGUAG
This is a messenger RNA of Carlito syrichta (Philippine tarsier), 2118 nucleotides long. It is a transcript of the gene BTBD18, whose product is annotated as BTB domain containing 18. Gene Ontology annotation, molecular function: protein binding. Lineage: Eukaryota; Metazoa; Chordata; Mammalia; Primates; Tarsiidae. The record is from RefSeq and is a predicted model, not a curated record. Gene Ontology annotation, biological process: positive regulation of transcription elongation by RNA polymerase II. Bases 1 to 2118 code for a protein of 705 amino acids. The transcript has 2 exons.